Molecule: messenger RNA, 208 nt
Organism: Symbiodinium sp. CCMP2456
Lineage: Eukaryota; Dinophyceae; Suessiales; Symbiodiniaceae
Source: the annotation of a GenBank genome assembly
GCGAGGAGCCACGAUUGGCUUACAACCGCGUGGCCAUGACGAGCUACUUCCAGCAUCGCUCCGCGGACGAGCUGUCCAUGUGCAGCCCGGAGUGGCUGCGGGAGAAGAACGUGUCGGUGAUCUUGGCGCGCGCCACACACAUCGACCGUCUUCGGAAGCGGUUGGCCUAUGUGGGUGCCUCCGCCUCCGGGGAGCUGGAGUACGAUGA